AUGGCUUCUACUAGUGCCACGGAAUCGCAGCCCCAAGUAGAUUUCCUACAUCAUCCAUACACUCGCGCCGCGCUUCCCUUCGUCAAUGGUGGUUUGGCGGGGAUGACUGCCACCGCAGUCAUCCAACCCAUUGACAUGAUCAAGGUGCGUCUGCAGCUGGCGGGCGAGGGUGUCCGCGCGGGCCCUCGUCCUUCAGCAUUCGGUGUCGCUCGCGAUAUCAUUGCCUCCGGAAAGGUUCUCGAUCUCUACACCGGUCUGUCCGCUGGUCUACUGCGCCAGGCCGUUUACACUACUGCCCGUCUCGGUUUCUUCGACACCUUCAUCAAGUCCCUCAACAAACGCGCCGAGUCUGCCAACCGCCAGGUCACUUUUGCCGAGCGCGCAGGAGCCGGGCUGUCUGCGGGUGGAAUUGCAGCCAUGAUCGGUAACCCGGCUGACUUGGCACUGGUUCGCAUGCAGUCCGAUGGCCUCAAACCGCCGGAGGCACGGGCCCACUACCGUUCCGUCGUGGAUGCCCUGCUUCGCAUCUCGAAGGCCGAGGGUGCCACGGCCCUGUGGGCGGGGGCGUUCCCGACCGUGGUGCGGGCGAUGGCACUCAACUUCGGACAGUUGACCUUCUUUGCGGAAUCGAAGGCGCAGCUGAAGGCACGUACCAAGCUCACCCCUCAGAACCAGACCUUUGCCGCCUCUGCCAUUGCUGGGUUCUUCGCCAGUUUCCUGUCGCUGCCGUUCGACUUCAUCAAGACGCGUCUGCAGAAGCAACAGAAAGACCCAAAGACUGGACAGCUGCCGUACAAGGGUCUCUUUGACUGUGCUCGUAAAGUCGUCAAGGAAGAGGGAUGGUUGAGGUUUUAUCGUGGAUUCGGCACGUACUAUGUGCGGAUCGCACCCCAUGCUAUGGUCACGCUUAUUGUGGCGGAUUAUCUGAAUCUUAUCACCAAGUAG
Molecule: messenger RNA, 945 nt
Organism: Aspergillus tanneri
Lineage: Eukaryota; Fungi; Ascomycota; Eurotiomycetes; Eurotiales; Aspergillaceae
Gene: MIC33
Product: putative mitochondrial dicarboxylate carrier protein
Exons: 2
Coding region: 1-945 (314 amino acids)
Biological process (GO): transmembrane transport
Molecular function (GO): oxoglutarate:malate antiporter activity
Source: RefSeq, a predicted model, not a curated record